UUAACAAAACACGACGACUUUUUCUUUUUUUUUCAUUUCCCAAUGUUUAAAGAUUUAAUUUGUAGCAUUGGAUCUUGUGGUGAAUGCAAUUCAAAGGAUAUUGCUCUUGAAUAUCUCGAUGAAAAAGCCAAGGGAUUUUCAAUACAAUUUUGUAUUAAAUGUGCAACUUGUGAAUGGACGUACUUCUUUAAUUCAUCUCGAGCAUUUAGUAUACCUGAUAGAGAUACCAGAGGAGUAAAAUCUCAAGAAAUUAAUGUUAGAACUGUUAUGGCCUUUAGAGAAAUUGGGCAAGGUCACGAGGCAAUGAAAAUAUUUGCAUCUAUUUUGAAUAUGCCCCCACCAAUGAGUUUGUUCUCGUAUAAUGAAAUAAACUCUGACCUAUUAAAAUUUUAUGAAGCUGCUUCUUGUGAUAGCAUGAAGGAUGCUGUGACAGAGAUAAGAAAAAGAGAUUUUCCAAAUGCUGCUGAAAAUGAUAUUGUUGAUAUACAAAUUGGAAUUGACGGUUCAUGGCAGAAACGUGGUCAUUCAUCUCUAAAUGGUGUAUGCACUGCUGUUGCAAAAGCUAACCGUAAAGUUGUCGAUUACCAAGUAUUUUCAAAGUUUUGUCGUGGCUGUGCUUUGUGGCAAAGUAAGAGAAAUAAGAGCGGUUAUGGAAAGUUUUUGAAGACACAUGUUUGCGACCUUAACCACUUUAAAUCAUCAGGUGCCAUGGAAUCAGCAGGUGCUUUAUCAUUUUUUACGGAAUCAUUGGCAAAGUACAAUGUUCGCUAUUCUCAUUAUAUAGGAGAUGGAGAUACUGAAUCUUAUACAAAUGUUGUAAAGGCAAAGCCAUAUGGAGAAGAUCUUGUCCCAGUAAAAAUAGAGUGCGUCGGUCAUGUCCAAAAACGCCUAGGCACCCGGUUACGUCAAAUGCAAUGUGACUUAAAGGGUAAAAAGUUAGAAGAUGGGAAAAUUAUAUCAGGGAAAGGAAGGUUGACAGAUAAGAUCAUUAAUAAAAUGCAAAAUUUUUAUGGCAUGAGCAUUAGGCAAAAUACCUUAGAAGCAUGGAGUGGAGACCGUACUAUAGCCUUGUACAAUAUGAAAAAAUCUGUUUUGGCUGUAUUGUGCCAUUGCUCGAAUAUAAGCAACAGCGAAGAGAGACAUCAAUUUUGUCCACGUACAAAGGAAAGCUGGUGCAAGUAUUGGCAGAAUGACAAAAAUUAUAAACCAUCAAUUAAUUUGCCUCUUGCUAUUAAAAGUAUUCUUAAAGACACAUUCUUGGCACUACGGUCAGAUGAUUUGUUAUCAAGAUGCCUGGAUGGCGCAACACAAAAUCCAAAUGAGGCUUUCAACCAGAUAAUCUGGAAAAAGUGUCCAAAAAAUAUUUUUGUUACUAAAAAGCUCUUGCCUGGAAGUUUUAUGAUCCAAGGAUCGUGGAAGAAGGACGUAUCAAGAGUAAAGAACACGAUUAAAAAUUCAACUCCAAAGCAAAAAAGGGCUAGAAGGAAAAGGAGAUGUAUCAGGAAGGGUUAUAUUGAUAAGGAGAAAGAAAAAGAGGGAGUAGACUCUUAUAUUACAGGAAAUUUUUAAUUAAUAAAUUGUUUUUAAACUUUGAA
Messenger RNA from Hydra vulgaris (swiftwater hydra), 1595 nucleotides. RefSeq lists its product as uncharacterized. The record is from RefSeq and is a predicted model, not a curated record. NCBI's taxonomy places the organism in Eukaryota, Metazoa, Cnidaria, Hydrozoa, Anthoathecata, Hydridae.